This is a messenger RNA of Aspergillus calidoustus, 651 nucleotides long. Lineage: Eukaryota; Fungi; Ascomycota; Eurotiomycetes; Eurotiales; Aspergillaceae. The record is from the annotation of a GenBank genome assembly.
AUGAAUCGACUAUUUGGCACGAAGAAUGCGGCCCCAAAGCCCACACUCGACGGCGCUAUCUCAAACGUCGAUAACAGGAUCGCUAGUAUCGAUGUCAAGCUCGCAGCCCUAAACUCUGAGCUCGCCUCCUACCAGUCCAAACUCGCGAAAAUGCGCGAUGGCCCCGGCAAGAAUGCAAUUAAACAAAAGGCACUUAAGGUUUUGCAGCGCCGUAAACAAUAUGAAGGCCAGCGAGAGCAACUAUCUCAACAGUCUUGGAAUAUGGAGCAAGCAGGCAUGAUGCAGGAUAAUCUUAAGAACGUGAUGACGACGGUCGAUGCGAUGAAAACAACCACGAAGACUCUCAAGAAGCAGUAUGGCAAUAUCGACAUUGACAAGAUCGAGCGAAUGCAGGAUGAAAUGGCAGACCUUAUGGAGAUGGGAAAUGAGAUUCAAGAGAGCAUAUCGCGGGCGUACGAUAUUCCAGACGAUGUGGACGAGGCGGAGCUCGAUGCUGAGUUGGAAGCUCUGGGUGAAGAAAGUCUGUUUGAAAGCUCGAUGGCCGAGAGUGCGGUACCCAGCUUCAUGCAAGACGAGGUGGCGCCGCCUCAGUUCAUCGAUGAGCCUCCGGAGCCGGCAAAGGUCAAGGAGCCUGCCUCUGGAUUGGGCUGA